Molecule: messenger RNA, 1659 nt
Organism: Monoraphidium neglectum
Lineage: Eukaryota; Viridiplantae; Chlorophyta; Chlorophyceae; Sphaeropleales; Selenastraceae
Exons: 4
Coding region: 1-1659 (552 amino acids)
Biological process (GO): zinc ion transmembrane transport
Cellular component (GO): membrane
Molecular function (GO): zinc ion transmembrane transporter activity
Source: RefSeq, a predicted model, not a curated record
AUGGCGGCCCACGCCGUCGGCGAGGGCUCCGGCGUCGGCGUCUCCUUCUCAGGCGACCGCGGCUGGGCGGCCGGCACGACCGUGGCGCUCGCGAUCGGCCUGCACAACGUGCCCGAGGGCCUCGCCGUUGCCACGGUCCUCGCCGCGCGCGGCGCGCCCCCGCGGCGCCUGCUGCUGUGGACGACGCUGACCGCGCUGCCGCAGGCGCUGGUGGCGGUGCCGUCGUUCCUGUUUGUGGAGGCGUUCGCGGCGCUGCUGCCGCUGGCGAUGGGGUUUGCCGCGGGCUGCAUGACGUGGAUCGUGGCGGCGGAGCUGCUGCCAGACGCCCUCGAGGCCCUGGACCACGGCGCCGUCGCCACCGCCGCCACCGCCUCUGCCGCAUGGCUGCAAGGCUUGGCAGUGUUCAUACGGCACCUGGAGACAGCGCCGCCCCCAGCCGCCCUUGGCGACCCGCCAGGGCCCCAGCUGCUGCCGCUCGUGCUCAGCCUGCUGCUGCCCUGCCUCGCGCCUGGAGUGGCGGCGGGCAUGGCCGCGAACCUCCUGCCCUCUCGCCCCGCCGCGCUCGGCGUGUCGGCCGGCGCGCUCGCCGGCGGCGGCGCGCUGGGCCUGCUGUGGCUCGCGGCGGGCGGCAAGCAGCCGCUGUGGCUGAGCGCGGCGCUGGCGGCGGCGGGCGCGGGGGCGGCGGCGAUGGUCUGGCAGGAGAUGGGGGCCGGCAGCGGCGGCGCCGACGGCCCGCCGUCCGAGCCGCACAAGAAGCACGACGGCGACGCGCUGCCAAAGACAAACGGGUACACCUCACUGUGCAACGGCGGCGCUGCAGGUCACGCGCCCUACAUGGGGCAUGCGCACCACCCUCACAUCUACCCGCACCACCACCACCAACACAACGCACACCACCUGGCUGAGCAGCAGCAGCGGCACGCGCAGCUAAGCCUGGCGGGCAGCGACUCGAGCCCAACGUGCGCGCACAUACGCGCGGUGGCGACAGCGGCGGCGGCGUUUGACGCGCCGUCAAAGGCGCCUCAUCACGCGAAGCCCCAGCCGAGCACGCCGCGCGGAGGCGAGGGGCUGACCCUGUGGCCCGGCGCGCGCGCGGCGGCUGCGGGCUGCGGCGCCGCGGUACUGUGGUGCUGCUCCCGGGGUGCGGCGCUGGCGGCGGCGCUGUUGGUGCCGGGGCAGGACUCGGGGCGGCUCAUGGUCCCCAUGGUGCUGCACGGCUGGCAGCAGCAGCGGCAGCAGCGGCAGCAGCAGCAGCAGCAGCAGCAGCAGCAGCAGCAGCAGCAGCAGCACGCCGUGCGGCGCGUCGGCGCUUCCGCGGUCGCGCUCUGCGCUUCGGGGUCGGUGGUGGCGCUGUCGCUGCUGCUGGUGGGGCCCGCGGCGUACGGCGCCGGCGCCGGCAGCCUGCUGCAGGCGACGGCGGCGGCCGCGGCCGCCUACAGCGCAGGCGCCGAAAUGCUGCUCGCCGCCGCGUCGGGCUGGGCGGCGCAUGCCGGGGCGGCGCUGCUGCUGCCCCAGGCGCGGGCGUGGCAUGCGCGGCGCGGGGGCGGGGGCUUCGUCCUCGGCGUCGUCCUCGCGGCGGCGGGCGGCGCCAUUUCUGCGGGCCUGUGCUUUGCGACGCCUUACUGCUUGCAGCCCCUUCACACGUCACAGCAGCAAUGA